Molecule: messenger RNA, 4044 nt
Organism: Perkinsus marinus ATCC 50983
Lineage: Eukaryota; Perkinsozoa; Perkinsida; Perkinsidae
Exons: 32
Coding region: 1-4044 (1347 amino acids)
Biological process (GO): protein phosphorylation
Cellular component (GO): membrane
Molecular function (GO): ATP binding; protein kinase activity; ATP hydrolysis activity
Source: RefSeq, a predicted model, not a curated record
AUGCUCUCAGAAGCAUCAAUAGAGCCGCGCCCUCAGUCGGGGGCUCCUCGUGCGGAGAUGUCUCACGAGGCUGCUACUGCGGUGAUGAGGGGUGAAUUUGCUAAUGGGGGGAGAGAGGGAGUGAACACGGAUGAUUUGGCAGCAGCUGCGGCUCGACGGACAGAGGCUCUGUUGGCGAGGGAAGCUGUACCGAAGGCCGGCGGUCAGGAGGUGGCUCAAAGGCGGAAGGAGGUUCCUGUAAAGGUGGCGCAGAAGCGGCCUUUGGCAGAGUCGACUACGGCGGCAGAGGUCCAAGCUAGCGUGAAAAAGGAGGAAGCGCAAGUGAAAGUGGCGACAACGCCAAUCGAUGAGCAUCAGAAAAAGGCAGCACCGAAAGUUAGGAGUACGCCUCCGUCAACAGGGGUUAAGCGGAGGAGGGUUAACGCCAAAGCGAAGGGGGCUGUUGGGGGAGAUGCGAAUGGUGUGGUAUUCGAUAAACAGCAUGUGGUGAAGAUGUUGGGGAAGGGCGUUCAGGCCGGUAGUCAGUUACAGGAGAUGAGGGGGGAGGUGGGGGUACUGCCAAAGCCUAAGCAACAGGUGAUGACAGCGCCAUUGGAGUGGCAAGCUAGUCAUCAGAUGCCCUCUCAUAGUUUGCAGGAUGCAUUUGAGGUGUGGGCAUUCUGUUGCCAUUACUCUGACUCUCUUGUGGGUAUCCCGGCUCGGCCAGCAGGGGAGUUUGCAGAUGCUUUAUUCGCGAGGACAUUGACGCCGCUGAUGCAGAGAAUUCACCUGGCCCUGUUGCGGUUGGUGGUGCCCCAUGUGGUGGCCUUGAGCGCUCGAGAGAGCUCUGAUAAGGCAACUUGUGGAGCUCUCCCGUAUCUCCCGUUGAAGGCCUCAUCAACGACCCUUACACUAGGAUGGCAAUGUUUAGUUUCGGAGACUAUUUUGACGUUGGCGAAGGAGGAAGGGAGGAGAGAGGAAAUUGAGGAGGGCGCGAAAUGGAUGAAUUUGGUUGAAUAUAAAGACAUUCCAGUUCGAGUUCGUAUAACAGUCAUUAAGGCGUUGCUGGAUAGUUGUCGCGUGUCACCAUUAUAUGUGCGAUAUCGGGCAUGCGUGUCGGCGGCGCUCGAGCGGGGGAAGGUGUUGACGGCGAGGCUAGCGAGGAUAGAGAAUGAGAGUAUGGCUAGGGAGGUGGAGAUUGGGAGAGAUGCUAUUACCGAGAGGAUAGAGGAUCGUCGGCGAGAGCUGGAGCAGUUGGAAAUGGCACUGUGUCGGGAGGGUGUGGGAAAGGAGUUGAGGAAGCUGAGUAAAAGGAGGAGGGUGGUGAGCGCGGUCCGUCAACAGGGUACUAGGGCUCUGUUGAGGUUGGCGCCGGAUGAGAUGACAGGCCAGCUAACGGCAGUUGGCGUGGAUAGGGCUGGCCACUCUUACUUUGUCAUACCGCAAGUAUCGUCCACGACUCCAUGCGUAUGCGUACGGUAUUCUAAUGGGGCUUUGGGCUUCUAUCAAACUAAGGAGGAAGUGGAAGGAUUGGUGCUAAGUCUUGAUCAAGAGCCCAGCAGAGCUGAGGGGAAGCUGAGGCGGCAGUUGGCGGAGCGCACAGCGAAGGAUUUGGAAGUGCGAGAAUCUUUCCCGCCAGAUCUGCGGUCAGUGGAAGGCUUGACGUGUUUGGAAGCGGGAAGUGAGUUGAGAGAAAUCGUAAAGAAGUUACGAAACGAGGCGGAUAGACUUUUGAAAUUAACUGUUGAGACGAGCCCGAUUGUUGAGGUGAGCGAAGGCUAUAACAAGAUGAAGGCGAUGCUGAUGCGUUGGUUUCGGCAGAAGAAGUGCUGGGAGAAAGAGGAGGGAUGGUGGGAGGAAUAUGAGAGGGGAUGUGAUGAGGGCAGUGUGGAGGAUGUGGUGGCGCCUCUGAACAUGGAGGAGUUGAAGGAUAUGGGUUCGGAUAAGGAUAAGUCUCCGGUAGUGGCAUCGGCUCCGAUGAUUCGAUGGCCGUCUGUGAGUACCCCUAAAACGGUUAAGAGUGAACAUCAAUCGCCGAUGAGCGGGCGGAGGAGAGUUUCCGAGGCAAGAGGGGGCAGCGUUAUUGAGGCGAAGUAUGAGAGGUUGAAUAGGCUUGGACAGGGAACGUAUGGUACAGUAUCGAGAUGUCGGAAUAAGAAGACUGGAGAGUUGGUAGCAGUAAAAGCUUUGUUAACGCCGGAAGAGAUGAAAAGAAAGUCGAAGGAAGGGUUCCCAGUAGUAUCCCUACGAGAGAUCGGUGUGCUGUCUCGAGUGAAGCACCGGAAUGUGGUGGAGUUGAAGGAAGUGGUCCAUGAUGGGGAAGACAGUGUCUAUCUGGUCUUUGAGUAUUGUGAACAUGAUAUUGCUACUCUGAUGGAUGUAAAUGGGGUAUCGUUCUCUGAAGGGGACGUGAAGUGCAUUUUUGUACAGCUACUACAAGCGGUGCAGUAUCUCCAUUGGGUUGGCAUCAUUCAUAGAGACAUAAAACCGCCUAAUUUAUUGCUUAACAACAAAGGGGUGCUUAAAUUGGCGGACUUUGGCUUGGCUAGGGGGUAUUCUCAUACCAUUCCUCCUAGAGAUCAGCAUCUUACUACGGUGGUGGUCACGCUGUGGUAUAGAGCACCUGAGCUGCUCUUAGGACAGUCAGACUACACCCCAGCGAUCGAUGUAUGGUCCUGCGGAUGUGUUUUGAUGGAACUCCUCUUGAGCCGACCUCUCCUACCCGGCAUGUCAGAGUCUGAUCAACUGGCACGUAUAUUCGGUUUACUGGGUACUCCUAGAGCGAUCGACUGGCCUGAGAUACAGUAUCUACCGCACUAUGAAGAUUUGGCUAAACCGUUGUUGUUCACGACUUCGAAAGAUACGUUGCAGAGCGUUUUACGAGAUACGUCCACUCCAGCAGUACUGUACGAUUACAUCACCAACGAUCUCCUCACGGUGGCCCCGGGCAAGCGCGGAGAUGCCUGUCGUUGCUUGAAACAUGAAUCUCGCGAAACGGAGAUGCUGUUGCAGGGAAAUGAGGAGGGUGGUGGAGUAGCUCAUGGUGAUGUUGGUGAUGGGCAGAAUCUUCCGGCUGCGGGAAGCUCGAGGGAUAAUCUUGUUCAUUGGACACGACUACUUGGUCUUGCACGCACGCAGAAGAUUUUGUUGAUAUCGGGCUACUCGGACUUGGUACGAGGAGCUGGAGCCUCCACGAGAGUUUUCAGUCUGCUUGAUCGACGUCAGGGAUCAGGUCCUCUGACACACUCAAAUGAGGAGGAUAGUUCAACGAGCCAGUUGCUUGCCCGGCGGUGGCGAGGCGAGAUCAGAUUUAAGAAUGUCUCUUUCGUGUACCCAUCCCGGCCAUCCUCCUUCGUCCUUCGCAAUCUGAGUCUAACUGCUCCAGGGGGAGAGUGCACUUGCUUGGUGGGAGAGUCAGGAGCUGGGAAGUCAACCAUAUUCCUUCUACUACAGAGGCUUUAUUCUUGCCCACCUGGUCGGAUAUUUAUAGACGAUAUCGAUGUGAAUACGAUACCCACCAGAUUGCUGCGACGAAAGCUCCUCGGUUUGGUUGGUCAAGAGCCGGUCCUUUUCCGAGGGUCUAUACGAUCUAAUGUGCUCUAUGGUGUUGAUAAUGGUGGUACUGAUGAUGCGGAUAACGGCGACCAUCGGUUACAACAUGCCUUGAAGAUCGGUCACUGCUUGGGUUUCGUCGGACAGCUCCCAGGAGGUGUUGACUGCGAGGUGGGCGAGCGCGCAGUGCAGCUGUCCGGCGGCCAGAAGCAGCGCCUCGCUAUUGCUCGAGCUGUUGCUAUGGACCCUCGAAUACUCCUACUUGACGAAGCCACUUCAGCUUUAGAUACCGAAAGCGAGCGACAGGUCCAAGAGGCCUUAGAUGAGGCUAUGGUGGGCCGUACUACUCUGUCAAUCACCCACAGAGUCCUCAGUGCAGCUAGACUGGCCUCUACUGUGGUUGUGCUAGACAAGGGGAGGGUGGUGGAAACAGGAAAGCCCAAUGAACUGUUGAAGGACCGGAAGUCGGCCUUCAAGUUGUUGCUCGAUCGUCAGCAGUGCUUACCGUCAUGA